GCAUCGUUAUCACUAAGAUCCUCCAUCACUAGUCCUCCGAACAACUACCAUUUGAUCCGAAGAAGUCCGCCAUGCAUACCUCCUCCUGGCUUCUAUUCGGUCUCGCAGCUGCAGUCUUCGCCCAGGAAGAACAAGACCUCAAUCUUUUCCACUAUGGAAGACGAGGUCCUCUUCUAGGAACUUCCUUCGGCACACCCGGUGUGAACGCAACCUUUGACUAUAUCGUUAUUGGAGGCGGAACUGCUGGCUUGACUAUCGCGAGUCGUCUUGUCCAGAGUGAACGAUUCAGCGUAGCGGUCGUCGAAGCGGGUGGAUUCUCCGAGAUCGAUAAUGGCAACUGGUCCGUCGUCCCUGCGUACGCCCGAGGGCUCUUUUGCGGGGACGCCCCCGAGGCGUAUCAUCCAUUGAACGACUGGCGCUUCAAGACGCAGCCACAGCAAGUCCUGGGUGGCCGUGUCUUCCACUGUGCGCACGGCAAGCUCCUAGGAGGCAGUUCCGCUCAGAAUAGUAUGAACUAUAACCGCCCCACCAAGGGCAGCAUGCAAAAGUGGGCAGAAGAAGUGGGUGACGAGAGCUACACCUUCGAGAACAUGCUGCCGUGGUACAAGAAGUCUGUGCGUUUUACUCCGCCGGACCCGACCAUCUGGGGUGAUUAUGACAUUCUGCAUAAUGAGGACGCCUUUAAGAACGGCGGUCCUCUUGAAGUCUCGUCGGGAAAUUGGAUCGACCCGUUGGCUAACACUAUACGCAAAGUUCUGACCGUUGGGCUUGGGUUCAAAGAGACUGAAUUCAACAGUGGCGGCCUGCUAGGCUCUGGAUUCAUGAGCCGAACUAUCAACCCGAAGAAUGCCCAUCGUUCCUCAUCCGAGUCCAGCUUUCUGCAAGAGGCGCUCGACAGUGGGAACGGGCUGACAAUCUACAAGAACACGCUCGCCCAGAAGAUACUGUUCAACGGCGGAGACAAGACCGCUUCCGAGAUCCUCGUCUCAACAGCCGGCACGUUUGGGACCUCAAACCUCGAUUUUUACCUCAGGGCUCGCGAAGAGGUGAUAGUAUCAGCGGGACCCAUACAGUCUCCGCAGCUGCUCAUGGUCUCUGGUGUUGGUGAAUGCGAACAACUUUCUAGAUAUGGCAUCCCCUGUGUCAGCCACCUCCCAGGCGUCGGUAAGAACAUGCAAGAUCACCCUGUCGUGAUUACAACGUGCCGUGUGAACGAGCAGAUGGUGCCUGUUUUGGUGACCGAAGAGGCAUCAGACCAACUGCAUGUCCGACAAUAUAUUGAGAACGCCAGAGGGCCGUUGACAAUCGUAGGGCCCGGGUACUUUGGCUUCGAGAAGCUGCCGCAGCAAUAUCGUUCCCAGCUAUCUGAGGAGAAUCUCAAGAGUCUUGCAGACUUUCCCGAGGACUGGCCCGAGCUUGAAUGGGCACUUAGUGGCGUCAGCCGAGGCACCGAUGCUUCUGAGGGAAACUACACCAUUGCCAUGGGAUCAAUAGUUCAGGCUACGUUCUCUCGCGGAAUGGUCUCGUUAGCCAGUCCAGACAUGUCCACGCCGCCAAUCAUUGAUCCACAGUGGCUUGCUGACCCAAGAGACAUGAAUACUUCAAUCCAAGCGUUCAGGCGCAGUCGUGAGGUUUGGACCCAUCUUGCUGAGGUUGGAGUUAUCGACCUGGAAACGUGCGUGCCAGGAUCCGAAGUGGAGACGGAUUAUCAGGUGCGCGAGUUCCUCAGACAAGAUGUGUCGGCGAUCAACCAUGCCUCAUGCACGUGCAAGAUGGGACAAAAGGACGAUAAGAUGGCAGUCAUCGACAAUGCGGCCCGAGUCUUUGGAGUGCAACGCCUGCGGGUUGUUGAUAUCAGCAGCUUUCCUUUCCUGCCACCGGGUCAUCCGCAGGCAACUGUCUACGCCCUGGCUGAGAAGAUUGCAGAUGAGGUACUGCAAGCAAGCAUUAAUUCCAGCUCAUAG
Molecule: messenger RNA, 1964 nt
Organism: Aspergillus brunneoviolaceus CBS 621.78
Lineage: Eukaryota; Fungi; Ascomycota; Eurotiomycetes; Eurotiales; Aspergillaceae
Product: GMC family oxidoreductase
Exons: 1
Coding region: 72-1964 (630 amino acids)
Biological process (GO): secondary metabolite biosynthetic process
Molecular function (GO): flavin adenine dinucleotide binding; oxidoreductase activity, acting on CH-OH group of donors
Source: RefSeq, a predicted model, not a curated record